CAAAGGGAAAGGUCACGAAUGAGGACGGCGAUGAAUGCGCAGAAAUGUCCUUCUUCCACCUUGUACUCGAAGCAGGCUUGUACGCGGAACAUCACUGUCAUUAGUCUCGAGGCGAGUCGUCUUGUCACAAGGAGCUGUUGCUACCGACAAUAAGAUAAAGUUCGUUCGUCAUUCUCAUGUCGGUAGAAGACUCGUCGCCAUGCUCGCCGCGUGCCAACGCUUUAACACGGCCGCGAAAGAUAUGGACCCCUGAGGAAGAUGCAACUCUGAAGACCCUAGUCGCCCGCUACGGAGAUGCACGAGGUCCCCAGGGGUAUUGGAAGGAUAUCGCCGCUGCGCUCCAAGACCGCACCGCCAAGGAUUGUCGAAAGCGAUGGUUUCAUUCUCUUGAUCCAUCUCUCAAAAAGGGUCGAUGGACAGCACAAGAGGAUCUCAUUCUCCUGUCGGCUUAUGCUCGCAUGGGUCCUGCAUGGCACGAUAUCGCCCUCCUGAUACCUGGAAGGAAGGAUGACCAAUGUUCGAAGAGAUACAUGGAUAUCCUGAGCCCUAAAGUCAAGGACCGCCUUAGUGAUUGGUCUCCACAAGAGGACAAAGCUCUCAGAGAGGGUGUUCGGUCACUUGGUCACCGAUGGUCUGCGAUAUCAGCAAAGCUACCAGGCCGACCACCUCUCACCUGUCGUAACAGAUGGCGAGCGUUAUCGAAGACAUCAAAGAGAUCCACUAUCACAGAAGCAUCUCCGUCAAACCCGAGUAAUACAUCAAAUAGCAGCAAUGCUCCACCAACUGACAGCCCCGCACUCUCCUUGACCUCGCUGCUCGUAGCAGCUGGAGGUAAUGCUGGCAUCAGCAACAUCAUCGAUGCCAGUGAUUUAGCUACAUCUGUGGUGGGAAUACACGGCACCGGACUAGAUGUGGACGACUUUCGCUUCAUGGAUGAUCCAACAUCAUACGACUCCAUUCUAGACCAGCCCCUGAGUUCAACAACUAUCUCACCGUGCUUAGAUCUUGGCCACAUAUCCGAGCCGCUACAGCAUUCUUACAACGAAUUCACCUCAGACAGGUCCGAUGGCACCUCAAAAGCACCGAGAUCGACCAGGCCUGACAUCGAGGUACCGAAAAUAACUAAAUUCUCGACGGUAUGCCACUCCGGAGGAUCAUUCCAGACCCCGGAUGCCACUUCAGAGACACCAGUCGUGCCACCAGAUUUAGUCUGUUCAAGAUUGUCGCCAAUCCAGCCCCUUAGCACCUUCGCUGAUUUUAACCUACAAAGUCUGCCGGCGAAUUCGCCUGUAAAUUCAGGACCGCCACAGCAGGUUGUGCUACACCACCACCAUCAUUAUCACCAUCACUACCACCACCAUCACCAUCAUUAUCACGACAAGGAAGAAAAUGGUUCUUGGAAGCAAUUAGAAAGUGCGGCAGAGCUAGAAUCUGUUCAGUCCUAGAUUUGAUAUAUUUGAGAUCCGCGAUGCACUCUUGUUGUGCUAGAUCAGCGCGGCAUCCUCAACUUUGAGCGUUACCUCUUAAGCAAUGACAGGUGAUCAAUUCUUGUAAAGAAGAAUCAAUUGGACCUGACCUUCAACGGGACUCUUUUGUCGCCAUCAGGAUCCUCUUCAUGGAAUCGGUGGUAACGAACGAGGAACAGAACCAAAGGUGGUGUUACCUCAGGUAAUUGUCGGGUUACUAUGGGGUCCACUGUAGCGAACCUCCUUCUCUCCGGAGUAGAAGUUGUGACACAAAAGUGGAACCACAAAUGCGGGUUAUAUACGGCAGAAGUCAAUAGCUCUCUUAUUUAUCAAAAAGACCAAUCGGUCUUAUUUGUAGUCCAUAUAAAAUUUCAAAAUACGGAUCAAGGUACUAGUAUUUAGGGACGAUAAUGUCACACAGCACCGCCAGCCGGACCAAACACCAAAAAACAUACAACACCAG
Colletotrichum godetiae is the source of this 1929-nucleotide messenger RNA. RefSeq names its product Homeodomain-like protein. Gene Ontology annotation, biological process: snRNA transcription by RNA polymerase II; snRNA transcription by RNA polymerase III. Gene Ontology annotation, cellular component: snRNA-activating protein complex. The transcript has 3 exons. The record is from RefSeq and is a predicted model, not a curated record. Bases 177 to 1445 code for a protein of 422 amino acids. Gene Ontology annotation, molecular function: RNA polymerase II cis-regulatory region sequence-specific DNA binding; RNA polymerase III type 3 promoter sequence-specific DNA binding. NCBI's taxonomy places the organism in Eukaryota, Fungi, Ascomycota, Sordariomycetes, Glomerellales, Glomerellaceae.